AAUCUUAAACUUCAACUACCCAUUCCCUAAUAUUAGUUGCUGGAGGCCUGAAAUUUCUGUCGGAAAGCAAAUAUGGCGAGCUCGAAUCUACCAUCGUCUCCACCUCUGCCAUCGUCACCUCCUUCCAUCUCUGCCUGCCAUUCUGAGUCCUCCGCCACCGUUCCCACUGCCCUUGUUCACUCUCAAGCUCAGCUUGAUGCUACCGCCACCGAAAAUGGAACGUUCCAUGUCGAUGGACGAAAGCCUCAAAUACCUGAUCAUUUUGCGGUUCUUGAUGAUCCGGAACAUAUCGAGAAGUACAAGAAAUACGAGACUGAUUACACUUAUCGGUUGAUGGCAAAAUAUUUCUCGAAGAAGAAUUUUUAUGGAGGCAACAUUUUCGAUGAAAAAACAACGAUAGAUAGCGAGACUAUAUUGUCGAGCAGGUGGCCUAGCACUCGAUCAUUUGCCGACCCAGUUCGUGCAUUUGAGGAUCCCAGCAAUGGUGGUUCAGUUUCCGAGCCAGCAACCUUAACUAACAUCUCAAAUGGCAAGCUUCAACUCAAGAAGAAUGGCUGAUGGCAAAAUUGUUGGCAUUUUGUCAAACGGAUGGUAAUGUAUGUAAAUAAAUAUACCAGAAGUUUUGUACAAUUUGUCCAUGUUCUAUAAUAAUUAAAUAUAAAAUUGACGAGAACAAAA
This is a messenger RNA of Gossypium raimondii (Peruvian cotton), 678 nucleotides long. RefSeq lists its product as uncharacterized. Bases 73 to 558 code for a protein of 161 amino acids. The transcript is spliced from 4 exons. The record is from RefSeq and is a predicted model, not a curated record. Lineage: Eukaryota; Viridiplantae; Streptophyta; Magnoliopsida; Malvales; Malvaceae.